Molecule: messenger RNA, 1322 nt
Organism: Drosophila elegans
Lineage: Eukaryota; Metazoa; Arthropoda; Insecta; Diptera; Drosophilidae
Gene: Sfxn1-3
Product: sideroflexin-1-3
Exons: 7
Coding region: 126-1091 (321 amino acids)
Biological process (GO): serine import into mitochondrion; monoatomic ion transport
Cellular component (GO): mitochondrial inner membrane
Molecular function (GO): monoatomic ion transmembrane transporter activity
Source: RefSeq, a predicted model, not a curated record
AUUUAAUAUUUUUUCGGCCACCAAUUUCCAAAUUCACUUUUACCUCAGAUUCAAGCAGCCGCAACAAAUAGUAUUCGACGCAAGCGAUCGACCAACACAGAGGGCAAAUCAGUUGCGGCCUGACCAUGAGCCCCCUUCCCCGAGUCAACAUCGACCAGCCCAAAUAUGACCAGGAAUCGUAUGUGGGCAGGGCCAAGCACUUCUUCCUGCUGACCAAUCCACUGAAUGUGCUGGCCUCCGCCGCAAAACUGGAGGAGGCCCGCCAGAUCGUGCUGAAGUACCGGGCCGGCAAGGAUGUGCCCGAGUGCAAGACCAUCGACGAUGUGUGGCGAGCCAAGUACCUGUACGAUUCGGCGUUCCAUCCGGAGACGGGCGAGAAACAGAUUGUGAUCGGGCGCAUGGCGGCACAGAUGCCCAUGAACAUGCUCAUCACCGGAGGCAUGAUGGCCUUCUACAAGAGCACGGCCGCCGUUGUCUUCUGGCAGUGGUCUAAUCAAACGUUCAACGCCAUCGUCAACUUCACGAACCGCUCGGGCACAUCGCCCAUCAGCCAGUCGCAAUUGAUCACCUCGUACUGCCUGGCCACCAGCGGAGCCCUGGCCACGGCCUUGUCCCUCAACCGGGCGGUGAAGAACAUGAAUCCGCUCCUGGGCCGCCUCGUACCUCUGGUUGCAGUGGGAGCGGCCAACUGCAUCAACAUUCCCUGCAUGCGGAUGCAGGAGUUGCGUAAUGGAGUUGUGCUCCUGGAUGAGAACAACAAAGAGAUGGGCAUAUCCAAGAAGGCGGCCGUUGUGGGCAUCUCAGCCGUUAUCCUGAGUCGAAUCGCCAUGGCCAUUCCCGGAAUGACACUGACGCCACUGCUGAUGAAUACCCUCGAGAAGAGGGGAUUCCUGGCCAGAUUUCCACGGUCCAACGCACCCAUCCAAACGCUCUUCUGCGGCUUCGUGCUGAUUUUCGCCACGCCCCUCGGCUGCGCCUUCUUCAAGCAGCGGGCGGGGAUCAAGGUGGACAGUCUGGAGACAGAGGUGCGCGACGAUAUCAAGAAGAAGCGCCCGGAUCUGGACACCGUCUGGUUCAACAAGGGCCUGUGAGCCACUGUGCAAUCUACGAGCUUAACGAAGACAAUAUUGCUUUAAUCAGUCGCCUAUUUAUUUAGUCACCAUGCAUUUAUUAGCAUUUUGCCCGUUGAGUUUCGUCCGAAAUACUCAUGAGAUUAUUCCUUGGACGCACAUUCUUAGCGACGUGAGACGUGAGGGUAUGAAAUUAUUCAGCGUUUUGUGUAAAAGUGAAGAAACCAAAUAUAGAUUCUGUUAACUGUUGGA